GGUCACCGCCGCGCCGCUUCCUCGCAUCACACGCCACUCCUAUCGCUGAGGCAUUUUCCCCGAUAGGUCCGUGAAAUAAAGGCGCACCUGAGCUCCGCUCCUCCGGGUUACGGCGCCGGGGUGCCUCAUCGUCCAUGGCAACGCCGCCGCGAGUUUGAUGGGGAGCGGGAUUGGUCAACGGCGGCUGACCGCGCCCUCAACCCACAUGAGCUACCUACCAAACUAUUACCGUCAAGUGUCGGGGGAAUGACGGCUGUGCUGGCGCCGCCGCUGCCGCUGCCGCCGCUGCCGCUGCUCUCGGUGCGGCGGAGGAGAGAAAGCAUCUUUGUCUGCACGGAGACGCUCCGGGCUUCCCUGCCUCGACACAGCGGCGUCUAAAGAUAAGAAGACUUUUCUCCCUCCACGCGGAGGUCGCGAAUUCAUCUGCCGCAUUCAUCUCUGUUGAAAUUUGGAUUUUUUUUUUUAUUUCCCUGGCACCCCCCCCCCCCCCCCCCUCCUCCUCUCUCUUUCUCCUUUUGUGUUUGCGCGCGCGCGCUGCCUGGCUGGAAUAAUCGAGCCCCGUCGCUCUAUCCAUGUGUCGGAUCGCCGGAUGAUGCACAGGCUGCUGGGAGGCUGAGGAGGAUGAAGGCAGUACCUAGGCUGCGUGCCUAACUAACCCAUGGAGGACUGAGAGGAACAGCGCUGAAUGGAGGCCAAGACACUGGAUGGCGAAGACGAGGAAGCGCGCAGCACCGUGGAUCACUUGUGUCGUCUGCUCCCUUUCUCAGACGAUUCGCAGUAGAUGCAAGUACCUGUAUUCUGCAUUGUGCCGCAUUUGUUCACUCUGUCAUGUCACCCAUGGAGAGAUGGCAAAGAGAAUCUGGAUAGACAGUCGAGGCUGAAGAAACUCUUUUAAUGCAUGCGGGCACUGUAGCCUAAUCUUAGGGCGAUAACAAAAGGAGUGUUGACACUAGAUAACGUUUCCUCCUCGCAGCCGCGCUGAGUCUGUAUUAUUCGAAAGGCAGAGAGGAGCCAGUAGUUGUAGACACUGACCACCAUGGCUCCAUGUGAAGGCAGAGGAUUGCAUUUACUGCUGUUGGCCGCGUUGGUGCUGAGAGGAGUAGCUUUAGAAUACGAGGGCGUUCCCGGGCAGUGGACGCGCUACGGCCGCUGGGACGCCGGGGCGACAGGUGAGCUCAGCUUCAUCCUGAAGACCAGCAUCGGCAAAGCGCUGGUGCUGUACCUGGACGACGGCGGCAACUGCGACUUCCUGGAGCUCCUGAUCGAGGACGGGAGGCUCCAGAUGCGCUUCACCAUCCACUGCGCCGAGCCGGCCUCCCUGCACACGGAGACGCGGGUGGACGACCAGCGCUGGCACCGGGUGCUCGUGUCCCGGAGCUUCCGGGAGACCAGGCUGGCGGUGGACAACGAGGAGAAGGUCGCCGAGGUCAAGUCCAAGAGGAAGGAGAUGGUGGUGGCCAGCGACCUGUACGUGGGCGGGAUCUCGCCCGACGUGCGCCUCUCGGCCCUGACGUCCAGCACCGUCAAAUACGAGCCUCCGUUCCAGGGCUUCAUAGCCAACCUGAAACUGGGGGAGGCGCUGCCUGUGCUGCUGGACGGUCAAGCGGUACAUAGUGAUAUGGAGUACAUAUGCGCCGCACACUCCCCGUGCAACAACAAGGGCUUGUGCUCCGUUAGCCAAGGAGAGGUCCUCUGUGACUGUCUAAAUACCAGCUUCAGAGGAAGGUACUGCCAAGAAGCUGUGCAGAGAGAAGCUCCAGGUCUGGCGCACCUGAUGUUAAACCGCCAAGUUUUUCGCCAAGGGCAGAGGGAGUCAGUGGCCACGUUCAAAGGCAACGAGUUCUUCAGCUACAACCUGUCCCAGACGCCCAUUCAGAGCAGCUUGGACGAGAUCACGCUCUCCUUCCGCACGCUGCAGAGGAACGGCCUGCUGCUGCACACGGGCCGCUCGGCCGACUACGUCAACCUGUCCCUGAGGAACGGCGCCCUGUGGCUGGUCAUCAACCUGGGCUCCGGCGCCUUCGAGGCCCUGGUGGAGCCCGCCAGCGGGAAGUUCAACGACAACGUCUGGCACGACGUCCGGGUGACGCGCAACCUCCGACAGGUGACGAUCUUGGUGGAUGGGAUACUCACCACCACGGGCUACACUCAGGAGGAUUACACCAUGCUGGGCUCCGAUGAUCUUUUCUACAUCGGCGGCAGCCUGAACACGGCCGACCUGCCGGGCUCCCCGGUCAGCAACAACUUCAUGGGCUGCCUGAAGGAUGUGGUUUACAAAAAUAACGAGUUCCGACUGGAGCUGUCGCAGCUAGCCGAGCAGCGGGACCCCAGGAUCAGUAUCCAUGGCGACCUGAUGUUCAGCUGCGAGAGCGUGGAGGCCCUGCAGCCGGUCACCUUCGACACGCCGGCCGCCUACCUGACGCUGCCCCGCUGGAACGCCAAGAAGACCGGCACCGUCUCCUUCGACUUCCGCACCACGGAGGCCAGCGGCCUGCUGCUGUUCAGCCACGGCAGCCUGCAGGGGGCGCCGCCCGACAGGAAGCCCAGGGCCGACUUCUUCGCCCUGGAGCUGCUGGACGGCUUUCUCCACCUGGUCAUGGAUAUGGGCUCGGGCAGCAUCAAGAUGAGGGCCGGCGACGCCAGGCUGGACGACGGCGAGUGGUGCCACGUGGAUUUCCAGAGGACCGGGCGCAACGGCUUCGUCUCCGUCAACGGCCAGAGCCUCCCCUUCUCCGCUAACGAGGGCAGCGAGGUCCUGGACCUGGACGGCGACAUGUACCUGGGGGGGCUGCCCGAGGACCACCAGAACCUGGCGCUGCCCCCCGAGGUGUGGACGGCCACGCUGGGCCUGGGCUACGUGGGCUGCGUCAGGGACCUGUUCAUCGACGGCCAGAGCCGCGACCUGUGGAGGCUGGCCGAGGUCCAGACGGCCGCCGGCGUCAGCGCCUUCUGCACCCGCGAGACUCACGUCCGGUGCGGCAGGGACGCGUGCGCCAACGGCGGCCACUGCAGGGAGGGCUGGAACCGGCACAUCUGCGACUGCAGCGGCACCGGGUACCUGGGCCGCAGCUGCGAGAAGGAGGCCACCAUGGUGAGCUACGACGGGAGCAUGUACCUGAAGGUGGUGCUGCCCAGGACGCUGCACACGGAGGCGGAGGACCUGUCCCUGCGCUUCAUGUCCCAGAGGGCGUACGGGCUGCUGAUGGCCACCACCUCCCAGCAGUCGGCGGACACGCUGCGCCUGGAGCUGGACGGAGGCCGAGUCAAGCUCACUGUCAACCUGGAUUGUAUCAGGAUAGACUGUAAUCUCAGCAAAGGACCAGAGAUACUCCUGGUAGGCGAGAAGAUGAAUGACAACGAGUGGCACACGGUGAAGGUGGUGCGGCGUGGGAAGAACUUGCAGCUCUCUGUGGAUAAUGUGACGGUGGAAGGCCACAUGAGCGGCGCCCACACCCGCCUGGAGUUCAACAACAUCGAGACGGGCAUCAUGACGGAGCGGCGCUACAUCUCCGUGAUGCCGUCCAACUUCAUCGGCCACCUGCAGGCGCUGUCCUUCAACGGGAUGCUGUACCUGGACCAGUGCAAGAACGGGGACAUCUCCUACUGCGAGCUGAACGCCCGCUUCGGCAUGCGGCACAUCGUGGCCAACCCGGUCACCUUCCUGACGCAGGCCAGCUACCUGGCCUUCUCCACCCUGCAGGCCUACGCCUCCAUGCACCUCUUCUUCCAGUUCAAGACCACCAGCCCCGACGGACUGAUGCUCUACAACUCCGGGGAUGGCAGCGACUUCAUCAUGGUGGAGCUGGUCAAAGGGUACAUUCACUACGUCUUCGACCUGGGCAACGGGCCGUCGCUCAUGAAAGGGAACUCGGACAAGCCGCUCAAUGACAACCAGUGGCACAACGUGCUCAUCUCCCGCGACAACAACAACGUGCACGUGCUCAAGAUCGACUCGCGCACCGUCACCCAACACACCAACGGAGCCCGCAACCUGGACCUGAAAGGGGAGCUGUACGUCGGGGGUGUUGGGAAGAGCAUGUACGGCAGCCUGCCCAGAUUAAUAGCAUCCCGGGAAGGAUACAAGGGCUGCCUGGCGUCCGUGGACCUGAAUGGACGACUCCCCGACCUGCUGGCCGACGCCCUCCACAAGGUGGGGGAGGUGGAGCGUGGCUGCGGAGGUCCCAGCACCACCUGCACAGAGGAUUCCUGCCACCACCAGGGCGUGUGCCUGCAGCUGUGGGAGGGCUUCUCCUGCGACUGCACCAUGACCACCUACGGGGGCCCGUUCUGCAGCGACCCUGGGACUACGUACAUCUUUGGGAAAGGAGGCGCCCUCAUCACGUUCACCUGGGCUCCCAACGAGCGGCCCAGCACCCGAGCCGACCGCUUGGCCGUGGGCUUCAGCACCCAGCAGAAGGACGCCAUCUUGGUACGAGUGGAGAGCACCCACGGACUGGGAGACUAUCUUCAGCUGCACAUAGAUCAGGGGAAGAUCGGCGUCAUCUUCAACGUGGGGACGGACGACAUCACCAUCGACGAGCCCGCUGUCAUAGUGAAUGACGGCAAGUACCAUGUUGUGCGCUUCACACGCAGCGGUGGCAAUGCCACUCUGCAGGUGGACAACCAUCCUGUCAUUGAGCGCUACCCGCCAGGACACUAUGAUAAUGAGCGACUGGCUAUUGCCAGACAAAGAAUCCCAUACAGACUUGGUCGGGUAGUUGACGAGUGGCUACUCGAUAAAGGGAGACAGUUGACCAUCUUUAACAGCCAGGCGGCCAUCAAGAUCGGCGGCAACGACAAGGGUCGGCCCUUCCAGGGUCAGAUCUCUGGGCUGUACUACAACGGCCUGCAGGUGCUGAAGCUGGCGGCGGAGAACGACCCCAGCGUGCAGGUGGAGGGGAACCUGCGACUGGUGGGGGACUCGCUGUCCGUGCUGACCACCGACACCACGUCGGCCACCCCGCUGGCCGUGUCCGACAUGUCCACCACCAUUAUGGAGACCACCACCACCAUGGCGACCACCACCACCCGCAGACCGCGGUCGCCCAGCUUAAGGGAGAGCAUCUCCAAGCCGCAGAACUCGGACGAUAUUUUGGUGGCAUCGGCGGAGUGUCCGAGCGACGACGAGGACCUGGAAGAGUGUGAGCCGGGAACAGGAGGUGAAUUAGUGUUGCCUAUUAUAACAGUGGAUUCCCUUGAGUCUCCAUCCAUUGCCACCCGUUACCCUGUCAUCCCCCCUCCUCCCACCCUCCUCUCCCCACUUGAAACCACCAAAGAGUCCCUGAUUCUCCCUCCUCACCCUUCCUGCCCCCCGGACCAGGAGGACUGUGGUGACCCUGUGGAGGUCUCGGCCUUCGGCUCUGGGGAGAUGACGGAAUCAGAUGACGAGGACUUUUACAAUAAUAACUCCCCCAUGGUCACUGACAGGACAGUCCUUCCUCCACCUCCCGCCGCUGGUGAGGGUGGAGUUCAGAAACCCCGCCCCCUACCUCCUUAUGUUCCCACCACCAACCCUGACCAGCUCCACAUCCCUGCAGGCAAAAUGAACACUCGUGGUGUUCAGGUGGUUCUACCCCCUGCUCCUCCGUCCUCCCGACACACACCGGGACUAACUUACCCCCCCAAUUUUCCCCAUGUGCCCACAGCCAACCCCACAGCCUCUGAUGAAAAGAGCCAGCCCGGUGCCGUGGAGGUGAUCAGGGAGUCCAGUAGCACCACGGGGAUGGUUGUUGGCAUCGUGGCUGCUGCUGCUCUCUGCAUUCUUAUCCUCCUCUAUGCCAUGUACAAGUACCGCAACCGGGACGAGGGCUCCUACCAGACAGACCAGGGCCACAGUUUUGCCAACAGUUCCACUGUGGAAGGCAACGGAGCCGUGGUCAAAGACAAAAGCACAGCGACGGCCUCCGUGGCCAAGGCAAUCACAAGGGGCAAAAAGAACAAGGACAAAGAGUACUACGUCUGAGCGAGGAGGAGGAGAGCAGGCGAACGUGGCGAGAGACAAGGGGGGUGAGAGCGUGCGCAUUUGUUUCCUGGCCCGCUUUUGUCAGGUUGACCGUCAGAGACAACCGCACAAAGCAACUGUAUCUUGCAUUUAAUGGUUACAGUACAUUCAGAAGUCAAGGUUGCCCAGCUCCUAUUAGUGGUGAAAUCCUUAUCGGGCACAAGAUCUGACUCAUCGUCUGUGUCACAACACGCACUCAGUCUGCAUCUACUGAUUCUCUGUUAGUGUGUCAUUUUUUAAGUUCUAACUAGGCUCCGUCUAGUUAAGAAGAGACAUGUCCACAUUGGCUUUGUACAUAGCAUGGAUAUGGUCCUGUGAUGCAAGUGCUGGGAACAUCGGGACAGAUUUGCCUAAAUGUUUUCGUUACUCUUCUUUGUUAUGCUGUAUCUCAAGUCUCAGUGUCCCCAUCAUUUUACAGUAUAUGAGGAAAAGCAGGCUGGUCGGCGGAUGAGCAGAGAACUCCACAGCAAUUCUGAAUACACUCAAAGAGAAAGCUUUUUUUUUUUUUUUUUUUUUUUUGGAAAGACAUCAUCUCUGCAGCGUCCAUGUUAUGUUAUGUGCUUUCACAGCUCCCCAGUCACUCUGCCUCUGUCCACAAGAGAGGGUAUAAUAUUGCUGUUGCGGCAUCAUAAAUGAAGCAUGCUAUUGAGCUCUCCCGGCGACAAAUACAGCAGCUUAAGGGGAUUAUACAAUCCCUUGACAUGCUCCGACCAGUGAAUCACAGAGUAUGACGGUUGCAAACGUUAUUUACAUGAGAUAUUCCAGUCGAUGUGCCAUGACAUUCCAAGUAAGGGUAAUUGUGAACCAGUCAGUCUACACAAGUGAAGGUAUUUUUCUGUAAACAUUUCUUGUAUGUACAUAUAGAAGUUAGCAGGUAUGAAGAAGAACCCACGUCACAGGUGCCCGGGCCCCGGCUUUCACAACAGCAUCCAUUCAGGACUCCACGUUACGCGGAAUUACGUUUCAUGAUGUUUUUCUGAUUGCUUCCUGGACAGGGAGAACCUUCCUGGCUCACCAGAGGCCGGCUUACUCUUCUUCCUUUCCUUCAAAAUUGUCAUGGGAUAAUUCAAAAGCACACAGAAAAUGUACACAUAUCUUUGAAACAUAGAUAUUCCUUGUAAAGCAGCCAAACAUGUUUUUUUUCUAUCAGUUGCUAGAAGACUAUACUAUGAGAUAAUUGAAGGUUUGUGAAUUGUAUUGAUAUUUCUCUGAUAUUUCAAUGUAUCUUGUUGCCAUUCCUCCUAACACGUUACAUUUUAAAUUGCCUUUUACUUCGAUCCAGACAAAAAGCACACUUUCCUCUGGUUGCUGCAAGUAUUUUGUGCUUUUGCAUUUUUUUACGGUCCAGAUUAUGCAGAGAAAACGCAAGGAUGGAGCAAACAAAUGUUUUAUUCUGUUGCAUUGUGCAUUUUGUAUGUGCUAAAUCUGUUAAUCAAUGGAUCUGACAAUAUAAAGCCAACUUUUCUGUUCCAACAUUUACUUAUUCAUGCCCUGUGAUUUCCUGUUAUUUUUUAUGAAAGUGCCAUUUGACAUGACCUGCUCAACAUUCAGAAAAUAUCUCAUUCCUCACUCAUUGCUAUUGUAUAGUGUUCAUGUGAAAUGGAUCUUAAUAUGUGUACAGAACGUGGAUAAAAAUGAAAAUACACUUGAUUAUAUACUUUGUA
Molecule: messenger RNA, 7665 nt
Organism: Betta splendens (Siamese fighting fish)
Lineage: Eukaryota; Metazoa; Chordata; Actinopteri; Anabantiformes; Osphronemidae
Gene: nrxn2a
Product: neurexin 2a
Exons: 22
Coding region: 1037-5962 (1641 amino acids)
Source: RefSeq, a predicted model, not a curated record